Cyphomyrmex costatus is the source of this 2551-nucleotide messenger RNA. RefSeq names its product Segment polarity protein dishevelled (gene dsh). The record is from RefSeq and is a predicted model, not a curated record. Bases 305 to 2311 code for a protein of 668 amino acids. Gene Ontology annotation, cellular component: cytosol. Gene Ontology annotation, biological process: intracellular signal transduction; canonical Wnt signaling pathway. The transcript has 11 exons. Gene Ontology annotation, molecular function: frizzled binding. NCBI's taxonomy places the organism in Eukaryota, Metazoa, Arthropoda, Insecta, Hymenoptera, Formicidae.
CGGCAAUGUUGACGUUCAAUUUGUCACGGCGAUUCCUACGAAUAUAUGUUUUGUGAAGGUUCAACGAAUAAUGCCAGUGACAUUCUCGUGAACGGUGUGACGCCGCGUGACUACGUCCUCAUCGACGAGAUCCGCGAGCAUCCCACCAAGUUGUGAAUAUGUAAUCUUUUUAUGCACUAGGGCUUUGGCUCGAUGCAUAACGCGCCAUAUUGGUUUGAGAAAAUAUCGUCCAAUUCAGUGGAACCAUAGCUGCGUAUCGUUUUUACAUCGCGAAUAAAUUUUGUUUUACAAGCUUACUCCGACGAUGGAAGAGACAAAGAUUAUUUAUCAUAUGGAUGACGAAGAGACGCCGUAUUUGGUAAAGCUCAACAUAUCGCCGGAAAGAGUGACCCUGUCCGAUUUUAAGAACGUUUUAAAUCGACCGAAUUAUAAGUAUUUCUUCAAGUCAAUGGACGAUGACUUUGGGGUGGUAAAAGAAGAAAUAAUAGAUGACGAUGCUCAUCUGCCAUGUUUCAAUGGUCGAGUUGUUUCUUGGUUGGUCUCUGCCGAAGGUAGCAACGUUUCAGAUGGUGCGUCUCAGUGUACAGACUCUAUGGCCCACAGUGAAGCAAAACAUGACCGUGUAGAUCAUGCAAUACCUGGACAUGGUAAUAGAGGAAACGCUUCACUUUCACAUGACGACACAUUGACAGAAACCGAAAGCAUUAUAAGUAGUCGACAAGGGCAUCACUUACAUAAAAGUUCGAGACAUCAUUCAGAAAAGUAUGAAAAAUACAGUAAAUAUAAUGGACUCCGGAUAAAUGGUCACUCGAAACAUCGUUCUGGUCAUGGAUAUGAAACUGCUUCGAUUUUGAGUUCAGAUCUAGAAACGACAACGUUUUUAGAAUCAGACGACGAUGCUAGCAGUCGUAUCACGUCGACAACGGGUCGACAUACCAACAUGAGUAGUACGGUCGACAGGGGUACACUUGAUCGACGUCGACCGCAAAGAAAACGACGACACAGAUUACCACCUAUGUCUCGAACGUCGUCAUUUAGUAGUAUUACUGACAGUACAAUGUCUUUAAAUAUUAUAACUGUUUCACUAAAUAUGGAUACUGUUAAUUUUCUUGGUAUUAGUAUUGUCGGUCAAAGCAACAAAGGCGGGGAUGGUGGAAUAUAUGUUGGUUCAAUAAUGAAAGGGGGAGCGGUUGCUUUAGACGGUCGAAUAGAACCUGGUGAUAUGAUUCUUCAAGUCAAUGAUAUUAAUUUUGAAAAUAUGUCCAAUGACGAAGCGGUAAGAGUAUUGCGUGAAGUAGUGCAAAAACCAGGACCAAUAAAACUCGUUGUUGCGAAAUGUUGGGAUCCAAAUCCAAAAGGUUACUUUACAAUACCGCGUACAGAGCCGGUACGUCCCAUAGAUCCUGGUGCGUGGGUAGCGCACACGGCCGCUAUAAGAGGCGAAGGUUUCCCGCCUCGUCCACCAAGUGCCACAACGUUAACUUCAACUUCGAGCAGUCUUGCGAGUACGUUGCCAGAUACUGAACGACCCUUGGAAGAGCUCCACUUGACUGUUCAUACCGAUAUGCCAACAAUAGUACGAGCGAUGGCUCGAUCUGACUCUGGCUUAGAGAUACGCGAUCGAAUGUGGCUAAAAAUUACUAUUCCAAAUGCAUUUAUUGGCGCGGAUGUUGUGGACUGGCUCAAUACGCACGUAGAGGGAUUUCUUGAUCGACGCGAUGCCAGGAAAUAUGCGUCGCUUAUGUUAAAAGCUGGUUACAUUCGACAUACAGUGAACAAAAUUACAUUUUCCGAACAAUGUUAUUACAUAUUUGGUGAUCUGUGUUCAGCCAUGAGUAACAUGAAACUAGAUAAUGAUACAGUUAGUCCGUUGCCACCACCAAGCGCUUGGGAUAUGCCUUAUUCGGGAACAUACGCACCACAUUCGGCAACAGGUUACAGUCCCAUGCCAUUUAAUUUUACAAAUGAGCCCACCGUGUACGGUUACCAUCGAGAAGAAAGCGUGCACAGUGGUUCGGGUGGUAGCAGUGCGGGUAGCGAACGCAUUUGCAAGGAACCUAUUCACGAUCUAAAGUCAUGCUCUUCGGCGUCCGAAUCAGAGCUGCAUAAUCCGUCGGUACCAUCAAUGCCAAAUAAAAGUUCCGGCAAUGGUAAUGGAUCGAACGGAAAGAGGUCAAACGGAAGCCGCAGUCGUUCCAGUGGUUCCGAACAAUCUAUUCAAACAGGAACAGGGAAUCAGCAGAAUCAACAAGACUUAUCUGACGAAACACGCAGGGCGACGUAUGCACGAGGAGAGUCAUACACAAACUAGUGAUUUGGACAACAAUAGCAGAGACGAUAUCUAUGAAGAAGACAUUUUGGAAUACCAGUUUCUACACAAGUGAAAACUUUGUUAAAAUAUACGGAUAAUAACGCGAUCAAUCGAACGAGUGGUCAAGGUAUAUUUCCAUUAACUUUUCGUUAGUUGAAUGGAAGUAGUACACGCAAAACGUAUAUUUAUAUAUAUUUAAUAGGCCAAUUUUGAUAAAAUAUCAUAGAAAGUAAAAAAUAU